UCUCUCGCUAGCUUGAGCUGCUCCUUCAGCAUCACCAACACCCUCCUUCUGAUGCUGGCCCACUCCUGGUGCUGGCUGGACCUGCACUUCUUCGUCGACUGUUGCUCGGUGCUCUUCUUCCUUGCUGUCGACACUGGCCCCAUCCCUCUCAAGCUCCUGCUUUGCCUCCUGCUCCUGCUUCUCUUGCUUCUUCCCAUCACCAGCCAGUUUGUCCUGGCUGCCCUCCCCAUCUUCUCCUGGUUGGCGUUGUUCAACUCCUCCUCCUCCAUCUCGCCCUCCUACAGACCCAAGAUCCAGGUUUCGGUUUUGCCUUCUAUCGAAUCCAUCCUUUAUGGCGAUGACUUGAGUAACUCUCUUUCGGUUCACAAGAGCUCUUUGUUGGAUGUGUUGGCUUGGAUGCCUUAUGGUCUUAUUCAUUUCGUUGCGCCUUUCUUGGUUGCUAUUCUCAUCUUCAUCAAAUGUCCACCAAAGUCACUAAGAGUUUAUGCCUUUUCCUUUGGCUACAUGAACCUUACUGGUGUCUUGAUCCAACUUUUGUUUCCAUGUGCUCCUCCCUGGUACAAGAAUCUCUAUGGUCUCAAUCCUGCUAACUACUCUAUCAAUGGAAGCCCAGCUGGUCUCACCAGAAUAGAUGCUCUCUUCAACCUGAACCUCUACUCCUCCAGCUUCCAAAAGUCUCCAAUGGUCUUUGGUGCCUUCCCUUCCCUUCACUCUGCCUGUGCUGUCAAUUUAGCUCUUUUCCUUAACCACAUCUUUCCCAACCACUCUAUCUACUGGUGCUCCUAUGUCCUAUGGAUAUGGUGGUCUACAAUGUACCUUAAUCACCAUUACUUUGUCGAUUUAAUUGGUGGCGCUAUACUAAGUUUUCUCUUUUAUUACUUUUCUACUCUUUUUCUAAUGCCUGUUAUUAACCACAACAUUCCCUCAAGGUGGCACUACCACAAAAUC
Molecule: messenger RNA, 948 nt
Organism: Ascoidea rubescens DSM 1968
Lineage: Eukaryota; Fungi; Ascomycota; Saccharomycetes; Ascoideales; Ascoideaceae
Product: phosphatase PAP2 family protein
Exons: 1
Biological process (GO): sphingolipid biosynthetic process; inositol phosphoceramide metabolic process
Cellular component (GO): inositol phosphoceramide synthase complex
Molecular function (GO): inositol phosphoceramide synthase activity
Source: RefSeq, a predicted model, not a curated record